AUGGGAAUUUCGCAUCCGUAUCCAACCUCUCACCAGCCCACCGCGCCUGUUCAUCGUUGGAGAUUCGUCUUCUCCCUCCUCGUUCCUUCACCCGCUGAGGAUUGAAAUUUCUCAACCCCAAAGUCGAAAUGUCCCACGCAAUGGGUCCAGUUAGCCACGGCGGCUCCCUUGGAGCAAGAGCCUUCAACCACUCCCGCGCCGACGAUGCCGAAGUCGAAUACGACCGCCUCCGCGACCUCGCACGCGCCGAAGCCUCGAAGCGCUCCAACUGCUUUGCACGCUCCCACGACGCCUACUCUGCCGGCGAUGGCGCCGCCGCCAAAAAGCUCUCCGAGGAGGGCAAAGAGCACGCUGCGAAGAUGACCGCCUACAACAAGCAAGCCUCCGACUUCAUCUUCCGGGAGAACAACGCCGAUGGCAAGGUCCCCGCUGAUACGAUUGAUCUGCAUGGGCAGUUUGUGGAAGAGGCGGAGGAUAUUGUGGAGGAGAGGAUUAAGUAUGCGAGGAGUACGGGACAAACGCAUCUCCAUGUGAUUGUGGGGAAGGGAAAUCACUCCCCGGGGCAUAUUCAGAAGAUUAAGCCGAGGGUCGAGAAGGUGUGCCAGGAGUUGGGGUUGCAGUAUAAUACGGAGCCCAAUGAGGGCGUGUUGUAUGUCAACCUCCAGGGCGGAGCGCCGGUCAGGCCUCCGCAGCAGCAGCCUUCGGGGGGGCAGGGAGGGUACCAGGGUGGACAGGGGGCAUACCCGGGUGGUGGACAGCAGCAGCAUGGUGGGCAGCAACAGCAUGGUGGUCAACAGCAAGGUGGCCAGGGACAGCAGCAACAGGGCGGCCAGGGCGAGAUCGAGAAGCUGGCUCUCAAGAUGCUGCCAAAGAUUCUCCAAAAGUUGGAGAAGGCAUGCUGUGUUAUGAUGUAAAUGCGGGAUGGGACUUUGUUAUUCGCGGAUGCUGGAG
Messenger RNA from Pseudogymnoascus destructans, 951 nucleotides. RefSeq lists its product as uncharacterized. NCBI's taxonomy places the organism in Eukaryota, Fungi, Ascomycota, Leotiomycetes, Thelebolales, Thelebolaceae. The record is from RefSeq and is a predicted model, not a curated record. The coding region runs from base 129 to 914 and encodes 261 amino acids. The transcript has 2 exons.